AUGCGGGUGGUGCAUGAGCUCAUCGCGGUGUGGUUUGGAUUUGUUCACAUUGCCUCAACCACGGCUUGCGCUGCCAUCUACGAUCUCUGCGACAGGCCUGAAUACGUGGACAUUCUUCGAGAAGAAAUUGAACAAACGGGGUGGGAGGCAUUUGACAAGGCUGGCGGACAGAUCUUGCCUCUUAUGGAUAGUUUUCUCAAGGAGUCGGCGCGCCUCAACCCCAUUGAGUCUGUCAGCACUCGCCGAAAAGUCCUGAAGCCGUUCCAUUUCUCGGACGGGACGUCGGUCCAGCCGGGGCAAUGGGUCUGCUCCGCGCCGAGAGCAAUGAACCGAAACCCGGAAACGUGGGCCAAGGCCGACGAGUUCUACGGCUUCAGGUUCGUCAAGCCCGAAGUUCUGGACGCGGCUCAGAAAAGCAUCAGUAGCUUCGGCACGGUUCUGCCCUUGGCUAAAUCCACUGAGUCGUUUACAAUCCCCGAGGCGGGCAAGGCAUCCGAGUACACAAAUUUGUCAGACUGGCAGCAAUGGGGAACCGGAAAGGCUUCGUGCACGGGAAGAUGGUAUGCCGCUGCAGCGAUUAAAACCAUGAUCGGGCUGUUCAUCACCAAAUACGACUUUCAACUUGUGGACCCCAAGGCUAAGAGAUAUUUUUCUUGGAGGACUUUUAUCUAUCCAUAUGAAGGCACACCGAUUGCUCUGACGCCGAGAAUGGUACUGGACAGAGACUUGGGACAGUAG
Molecule: messenger RNA, 738 nt
Organism: Metarhizium brunneum ARSEF 3297
Lineage: Eukaryota; Fungi; Ascomycota; Sordariomycetes; Hypocreales; Clavicipitaceae
Product: Cytochrome P450 monooxygenase BOA4
Molecular function (GO): heme binding; monooxygenase activity; iron ion binding
Source: RefSeq, a predicted model, not a curated record